Molecule: messenger RNA, 1125 nt
Organism: Solanum lycopersicum (tomato)
Lineage: Eukaryota; Viridiplantae; Streptophyta; Magnoliopsida; Solanales; Solanaceae
Product: proteasome subunit alpha type-2-A
Biological process (GO): ubiquitin-dependent protein catabolic process; proteasomal protein catabolic process
Cellular component (GO): proteasome core complex; proteasome core complex, alpha-subunit complex
Source: RefSeq, a predicted model, not a curated record
CUACGAAAACAAAGAAAUAAAGUAGAAAGGGCCAUUUGUAGCCCAAAGUAUACUUCCGCUCCCACACUCGACCCGCUUUCACUAUUUUUUGCUUCGAAAAAACUGUACUGCUCGUUCGCCGGUGCUCCUCGUCGGAAUCCGUUUGAUUUGCUGCCGGUAUCUGGGUCUCUAUUGAAGACUAGCAUAUAAUCCAAUGGGUGAUAGUCAAUACUCUUUCUCACUUACUACUUUCAGUCCAUCUGGAAAGCUGGUUCAGAUUGAACAUGCCUUGACAGCAGUUGGAUCGGGUCAAACAUCACUGGGGAUCAAAGCCGCUAAUGGUGUUGUAAUUGCAACUGAGAAGAAACUACCAUCCAUUCUGGUUGAUGAAACAUCUGUGCAAAAGAUUCAGACUCUGACACCAAAUAUUGGAGUAGUUUACAGCGGCAUGGGCCCUGAUUCUCGAGUUUUGGUGCGAAAAAGUAGAAAGCAGGCUGAGCAAUAUUAUCGACUCUAUAAAGAACCUAUACCUGUCACACAACUGGUGAGGGAAACUGCUGCUGUCAUGCAGGAAUUCACCCAAUCAGGUGGUGUAAGGCCAUUCGGUGUUUCACUCUUGGUUGCGGGGUAUGAUGACAAGGGUCCUCAACUGUAUCAGGUGGAUCCAUCAGGUUCUUACUUCUCUUGGAAGGCCUCUGCUAUGGGGAAGAAUGUGUCCAAUGCAAAGACAUUUCUAGAGAAGAGGUACACGGAGGAAUUGGAACUUGAUGACGCUGUACACACUGCUAUACUGACCCUGAAGGAGGGAUUUGAGGGGCAGAUCUCCGGAAAAAACAUCGAGAUCGGCAUCAUUGGCAAUGACAAAGUAUUCAGAGUUCUCACACCAGCUGAAAUCGACGAUUACCUACAAGAAGUUGAAUAAACUCUCUUCACGACUCGAACGUCGACAAAAUUUAGCUGUCAGGAAAGAAAGCACUGAUGGAUUUAAUGUUACAACUAUCUUAAGGAUCUUGUGGAACUAACUUUCUUUGCUUUGUUGAGUUUUCAUUGACAGUUUGAUUAUGGCACAUCUGUAUGAGGAUCUUGUUGAUUUUUCUUUCUGACAAGUUUAACCUUUUAUCUAAAGUAACUUAGUUAUGGUUCUCA